GGUCACAACAGGGAAGAGGUAAACGUGAGAGUAACACGAAAGCACGGAAGCGUUUUAAAAUUAUGGAAAGCACCAUCAAAACGAAACGUGCGCUGGGACUUAUGAGUGGAACGUCAAUGGAUGGUAUAGACGUAGCGCUUGUGGAUAUUAUAGAACGUGACGACGGCCGUUUAGAGGUACAACAGGUAGUUGCGGAGACCUAUCCCUAUGACAAACAACUACAGGAGGAUUUACGUGCUGUAUGCUCGGGAUGGCGCCUUACUCUUGAAGAACUGUGCGAUUUGGAUGAUCGCGUGGCGGAGGUGUUUGCCCAAACUGCGGUAGCUGUGAUGGACAAGGAGGCAACCAAGCCUGAAUUGAUCGGUUCUCACGGACAGACGGUUUACCACAGACCGCCCGAACGCACGAAGACAGGCGGAACCAGUCUGGGGUACUCCGUACAACUCGGCCGGGGGGCAGUCUUAGCCAAACGAACAGGUGUUGUUGUGGUUAGCGAUUUCCGCAAGGCUGACAUAGAGGUCGGAGGUCAGGGAGCCCCUCUCGUCCCCAUGGUAGACUGGUUGCUACUGACUGACCGCAGGCUAACGCGAACGUCUCAGAACAUCGGAGGGAUUGGAAAUGUGACGUACCUACCCGCUAAUGGCAAACAUCACCAGGUUCUUGGCUUCGACACCGGUCCUGGCAACGUUCUAAUAGACAUGGCUGCACAGUUGCUAUUCAACAAGUCUCACGAUGAUGGCGGUAGACUUGCAAGGGGCGGAAGGAUACAUACGCCAUUAGUGGGAAAAUGGCUAGAACAGGAGUUUUUCCAGAAGCGGCCUCCAAAGUCUACAGGGAGAGAGUUGUACACGAUGGGGUACCUACAAGACAGGAUCAAGGACUGCAGAUCCCAACAGUUGUCAGACAUGGACAUCAUGGCAACAUUGACAGAGCUGACAGUGCAGUCUAUAGCUCACAGCUACAGGACGUUUCUGCGGACAACACCAGAGGAAGUACUAGUCAGCGGUGGAGGAAGCCAUAACAGACAAUUAAUGGACAGACUCCGGGAGGUUUUGAGUCCCAUGAAGGUGACAACAACAGAGUCCGUAGGAAUCAACGUGGACUAUAAAGAAGCUGUGGCCUUCGCUGUUCUCGGAUAUAUGCGUAUGAAAGAACAACACGGAAACCUUCCCAGUGUGACCGGGGCCUCAAGGCAGGUUCUGCUAGGAGAGGUUAGCCAUCCAUAAAAUGCUUACCGAUGGAUGUUGUUUAAGGGCCCG
This is a messenger RNA of Branchiostoma floridae (Florida lancelet), 1259 nucleotides long. RefSeq names its product anhydro-N-acetylmuramic acid kinase-like. Gene Ontology annotation, molecular function: ATP binding; phosphotransferase activity, alcohol group as acceptor. Gene Ontology annotation, biological process: peptidoglycan turnover; amino sugar metabolic process. The transcript has 6 exons. The coding region runs from base 63 to 1226 and encodes 387 amino acids. The record is from RefSeq and is a predicted model, not a curated record. Lineage: Eukaryota; Metazoa; Chordata; Leptocardii; Amphioxiformes; Branchiostomatidae.